AUGAUUCUAUUUUGGCUGAUCCCUUACUCAGUAGCUAUUCUAUACCUUUUGGUUUGGCUGUACUAUGAAAAAGUUGAGAAAUAUCCAAAAGGACCACGUCCUUAUCCAAUUGUUGGGAACCUGCUUACGCUGAGUAUUAGCAAAAUCAACAAAGAAAUCGAAAAAUAUUCCGAAAUAUACGGUGGUAUUUUUACUAUAUGGUUGCCCAAGCCGCAUGGUUAUAAAUGGGAAGAGCAACGUCGAAUGGCUCAUCAAAUGCUCAAAAGUAUGGAAAUGGGAAAGAACCUUAUGGUGGAACAGGUGCUGCUUUCAGCUGAGGAUUUUCUCAAACAGUUGUCUUCCAUGAGCAACAAAGAAGAGGUCUGCUUGAAAGGGCCAAUCGAGGUGUUUGUUGCGAAUAACAUAAACAAAAUGUUGUUCGGAUUCAGCUAUGAUUACGACAACUGCGAUCGGCUGGAAAAAGUUGUUGACGGAUUUAACACUUUGUUCGAGAAGAUGAAGGGGAGCAAGCUGACCCUCUUUGGUCAUGGGUUCCCAGUUAUCUAUCGCUUUUCACUUCUCAGAUACUUUGCGAUGGAACGUUUCCGGAGGAUUCUUAGAGGACCUAGUCAAAUAAUCAAAGAAAACGUGGCAAGGGCUCUUGAAUCAUAUUCGGUGGAUCAGGAACCUGAAUGUUUAGUGCAAGCCUACUACCGAAAAAUGCAGUCUAGUCCAGCUCUGAAUGAAAAUAAUCUUCUUGAAUUAUGCAUGGACUUCUUCAUGGCAGGUAUGGAGUCAACUACAUUAACUCUCAAAUGGGCCACCUUGCUUUUGGCAGCCCAUACCGAUAAGCAGGAAAAGAUUCGUGAAGAGAUUCUCACAGUGCUUGGCCAUGAUGGCAAACCGACCCCAUCUGCGUGGUCUGAGAUGCGAUAUACAAGAGCCGCUAUAGAAGAAAUACAACGAUUCACCAAUAUUGUUCCCGUGAGCGUCACUCAUCGUACCAUCAGAACCACAAAUUUUGGAACUAUCAGAAUUCCUGCUGACACACUGAUAAUGAGCAGUGCCAAUCAUACUAUGGCUUACCUACCUGCAUUCGAGAACGGCCACGAGUUUCAGCCAGAACGAUUCCUAGACGUAGAUGGCAUUCCGGCCGAUAAGGUAAGUGAUUUUGUGUUUUCCACGAUUAAUGCCCUUUUUGCGGGUGACGAGAUGUUAGGGCCUUGA
Haemonchus placei is the source of this 1206-nucleotide messenger RNA. NCBI's taxonomy places the organism in Eukaryota, Metazoa, Nematoda, Chromadorea, Rhabditida, Trichostrongylidae. The record is from the annotation of a GenBank genome assembly.